AUGGAAUCGGAACUCGCAAGAAAUUUUCGAUGGGUCGACGACGUAUCCGAUUUUGAUACGUCAUUGAUCGCGCUCGAUUCGCCUAUAGGCUACAUCCUCAAAGUCGAUCUCGAGUAUCCGCAACAUGUUCACGAUGCGCACACUGAUCUACCGUUAUGCCCGACACGCGACAAACCACUUGGUAAGCGGCAGGAUAUGCUGCUCACAAUCUUAUAUGAUAAGAAGCAUUACUUUUUGCAAUCUUCAUGGCUUCGCAGUUAUAUUGAACUCAAUACACAAUUCCGAACACUUGCGAAAAAUGAUUUUGAAAAAAAUUUAUAUAAAUUAAUGAAUAAUGCGGUAUUUGGCAAAACGAUGGAAAAUGUGCGCAAUCACGUUAAUAUUAAGCUCGUGACACAUUGGGAUGGAAGAUAUGGCGCAGAGGCGAUGAUCGCAAAACCAAAUUUUCAUAGUAGAAGCGUGUUCUCGGAGAAUCUGAUCGCCGUUGAAUUGCGCAAUCUCGAGGUGAAAUUUAAUAAACCAAUCUACGUGGGUAUGUAUAUACUCGACAUAUCUAAGACAUGUUUGUACGAGUUUCACCACGAUUAUAUGGUACCUAUGUAUCGAGAGAAAUGUAAAGUCAUGUACACCGACACCGACAGUCUCAUAUAUCACAUAGAGUGUGACGAUGUAUAUGAGAAUAUAAAGCGCAACGUCGACAGAUUCGAUACCAGCGAUUAUGCGAUGGACAAUGUGUACGGUAUACCGCUUGCGAAUAAAAAGAUACCGGGUUUAAUGAAGGAUGAAAAUAAUGGCGCCAUCAUGACCGAAUUCGUCGGGCUUAGGGCAAAAAUGUACGCGUUGCAAGUAGAUGGUAAGAAAGACACAAAAAAAGUAAAAUUCGUCAAGAGUAACGUCGUCGCGAGAACGAUAACGUUCGACAAUUACACGCGGUGUUUGAACGAAGAGAUUGAAAAGACGCGUCAGCAAUCUUGUAUAAGAUCUGAAUUACACGAAGUAUACACCAUCCGCGAGACAAAAAUUGCAAUAAGUCCGUACGAUGACAAGCGGUAUAUCGUACCCGAAACCAUCGACACGCUACCGUGGGGACAUUAUAAAAUACCGUUGUAA
Formica exsecta is the source of this 1110-nucleotide messenger RNA. RefSeq lists its product as uncharacterized. The record is from RefSeq and is a predicted model, not a curated record. The transcript is spliced from 3 exons. NCBI's taxonomy places the organism in Eukaryota, Metazoa, Arthropoda, Insecta, Hymenoptera, Formicidae. The coding region runs from base 1 to 1110 and encodes 369 amino acids.